GAGAUGGAGCAGUCCCCUGCAGUGCGCUCUGACUACUUGGUCUCAGGGAUUCGAACUCCACCAGUGAGGAGGAACAGCAAACUGGCAACACUGGGCAGGAUCUUCAAACCAUGGAAGUGGAGGAAAAAGAAAAACGAGAAGCUAAAGCAGACAUCUGCAGUGCUGGAGAAGAAGAUGACAGCACGGCAAGGUCGGGAUGAACUCAUUAAGAAAGGCCUUCUAGAGAUGAUGGAACAAGAAACUGAAGGCAAAGCCUGCACUGGUGAUGAUGCCACAGGAGUGAUGCAGAGUGAGCCUCCAGCACCUGUGUGCCAGGCACUUGCCCCAGAAGAGGUACAGCAAGAGACUACAACAGUAGCCACAACGAAUGUCACCUCGUUUGGUGAGGAGCUGCAUUUGGAUGAUCUGAAAGAAGAUGCAGCCAAGAAACCUUCAGCACCCACGGAAGGAUCAGAAGAUGCCAGCCUGCCAGCAUCUGAAGACAGUCCACAAGCCUUACUUGUACCUGAAUCCACAGACUCCCCCCAGAAACAGACAGAAAGAAACCCAGCACAGCUUCCCAGCCCUCCAUUGCACCCAGCUCCACCACCUAAGGCAAUCUCCAAAAUCACAAAGAGCAUAACAGGAAGUGAAAUAGAUGACCCAGCCAUGAAAUCUCCUCCUUCUACCAUCCUGAAGAAUUAUGUCAUUGUUGGUUCCUCCCAAAUCUCAGGACAAGCUGCCCUCUUCCAUCCCUCCGGCCAGAAAAGUUCCGAGCCCCAUGUCAGAGGACAGGUAACAACGCCAACUGGUUCCCCUCACCUGGCUGCUGUUCAUCUGCCUUUACCUCCCAGCAGAGUCAUUGAAGAACUCCACAGGGCUCUGGCCACCAAACACCGGCAGGACAGCUUCCAUGGAAGAGAAAGCAAAGGCUCUCCAAAAAAAAGAGUGGAUGUUCGUCCAUCCAGAACAUCAAGCAUGGAGCGCAACAAAGAGAAGGAGAACUCACUGGGUUACAGCAGUGAUUCAGAAAACAAGAGGAACUCAGUUAAAGAGUCGGAUGAGAACAAAGAAAACAUGAUCAUGAACUCAGAGCUCAAGGAAGAGUCUGUUUUUUAUCAGGAUGAGGAAGUUUUGAACGACUCUGUUAUUUCUGGUACUUUGCCAAGAAAAUGCAAGAAAGAGCUGCUGGCAGUAAAACUACGAAACAGACCAAGUAAGCAGGAGCUGGAAGACAGGAAUAUUUUCCCAAGGAGGACAGAUGAGGAAAGACAGGAAAUCCGGCAGCAAAUUGAAAUGAAACUCUCAAAGCGACUCAGCCAAAGACCUGCUGUUGAGGAGCUGGAAAGAAGGAAUAUACUUAAAC
Molecule: messenger RNA, 1345 nt
Organism: Acanthisitta chloris (rifleman)
Lineage: Eukaryota; Metazoa; Chordata; Aves; Passeriformes; Acanthisittidae
Product: phosphatase and actin regulator 3-like
Exons: 8
Biological process (GO): actin cytoskeleton organization
Molecular function (GO): actin binding
Source: RefSeq, a predicted model, not a curated record